Messenger RNA from Triticum turgidum subsp. durum (durum wheat), 1212 nucleotides. Lineage: Eukaryota; Viridiplantae; Streptophyta; Magnoliopsida; Poales; Poaceae. The record is from the annotation of a GenBank genome assembly.
AUGGCGGGUUUGCCCAGGAAACUCAUGGGUCUGCUGCUCCCCCUAUUCUUCGCCUUCUGUGUCGUUUGGGAGUUUGUCAUUCCGCUCACCACCCUCUGGACAUGGCGUCUUGCGCUCGCCACGACCUUUGCUCAAGUGCACCAUCUACUCUCCCUACGCCUAUCUGUGACCUGCAUCCCUGCUUCAAUUGCGCUCUGGGCUACAUUUGUACGCUGGGUUGCACCGUUUGCUGUAGCUCCAUAUGUGUGCUGGGUUCAACGCCUGGUUACUUGGAGUGAGAGCCAGGAGUUUUGGUUACUUGAUGCCUUCCAGGUCCUAGCGAUAUUGGCUGUUGAAGUUUCCUUGGCGGUUAUUAGAAGAAAUGUGGUAAUAGUUGACAUGGCCCUUGCUUGUAUAUUUUGUUUUGUCCCAUUUUCAUUGGGAAGGAUAAUUCUAUGGUCAACAUCAUGUCUCAGCUUUGGCAAUGUGGAUGAAGUCAAUUCUUACACUUCAACAACUUCUACCCUUCUAAUUGGAUAUGAACUUAUCUUUAAGGUGGGUGCAAGUUUUGCUGUGGUGCAUACUUAUCCGUACUUGAGGGGCGAGCGCCUUGUGGUCACAAUUUUCUUUAGAAGAUUGUAUGGUAUAUUCUUCAGAGGGAUCAUAAAAUUAACCAGAGUUGCCAAUAUUUCUCUUAAUAUCCUAUACAACGUGAUAAUAUACCCAUUGUUCUUCGGCUGGUCGCUUGAUAUCUGCACUUCAAAAAUGUUUGGUGCAACAAUGUCCCAGAGGUUUAAUUUUCUGAUUGCUUCAUCCUUUGCUUCUGCUGCCCUACAUUGGCUUAUUGGACGUUCCUUUUUGAAAAUACGCCCCAGAUUAUUCAGACUUCUUCACAAGAUAUUCGGGCCAGGAGUUGUCACUCCCUUUCUCCACUAUAACUUCUCCGAACCAUUCUACAAAUUUUAUUUAAAGAACCUUCUUGGUCUUUUUGUGGACACUUUCUUUGUUGCUCUGGUCAUUCUUGUCCCUAUCAAAAUUGCUGACCUUUUGGCACCAGAGGUGUUCCCACUAGAUAUCACCUACUUUGAUCAUCCUGCUAAGGGCACAUCAGUUUGGCAAGGGCCACUACUAAACUUUGCAGAGUUACUUUCUGCUGUUCAUCACAUGACGUAUCUCAUUGGCAAAACAGUCAUCUACCUUGGGCGUGUAAUGGAGAGGGUAGUGGGGUACUGA